GGCCAAUUUUCAACGUGUCGUCAUUUCCGUCUAAUAUGAAGAAAAUUCGGCCAACCCCUAUUCAACUACCAACCACACAUAAUAAGAUAUGCAUUCCCAAUCACAAUCUUUUUGAAAUAUUCUAUCUUCACAGCGGAAUCUAUACAUGGAAAAGACAUUGGGGCAUUCUUAUUGUUGCCUAAACGGUGACAAUGAUUUCUCUCGUCAGAAAUGUUGAGCCUCCACGAUAUUGUGUGUAGUAUUGGAAUCCCGAGGGCUACCGGAGUUUACCACUGCCUUUACCAUGUAGCUAAAGACGCAGCUGAGUGACCCCUGCACUGAACAAAUAACCCAUUCAUAGUAAAUCCAUGCAGCUACUUGACACUAGUCCAUGUAAGGUCGACCGCAUUACUCAGCCCCGAUUCCCCGGUCCGACGCCGGAUUGUGAUCCCUUGGCGAUCUUCGCGUCAUCCGCGCCUUUGCCGUAUACGAGGUAUCUUCCAAACCGAUGCUUUUCGGACCUCUAUUAUUAUUAAUCGAUAUAAUUUCAUCAUGAAUCAUCGAUACCCUUAAGUUAUAACCUAUGACUCGCCAGCCUAUCUGCUUCACCUGAUUGCAACAUUCAUCCCCUUUAUCACGCGCUUCCGCAUAGUACCAAUCAUGGCAUCCCAAUCCUCGGAUACCCGCGGUCCGCUGACUCGCUUCGCCGUGGCGCUAUUCCCCGGGUUCCAAGCCCUUGAUGUCUUCGGACCUAUUGACACCUUGAACAUGCUAUCGAAGCAGACACCCAUCCAUCUCGACGUACUAGCCAAGACACUCGACCCGGUAUCCACCCGGACCGAUAAGUCGGGACAUACCGCCUUUGAGACUAUCGUGCCGACACGCACCUUUGCGGAUUACAUUAAUGCUAGUGCCAAUGGCAGCAAUGGUAACGCUAAAGAUAACGACAUCGAGGUCCUCCUAAUCCCUGGUGGAGGUGGCACCCGUGACCCGGACAACAUCGAGGAGGUCGUCGACCUAGUGCGCGCUGCGUAUCCCCGUUUACGCUACCUCCUCACGGUAUGCACGGGAAGCGCUGUCGCAGCUAUGUCGGGCAUUUUGGAUGGACACCGUGCGACUACGAAUAAAUUGGCGUGGGACUGGGUCAUCGCUCAAGGUCCUAAAGUAAACUGGGUGCGUCGCGCACGUUGGGUAACAGACGGUAAUAUCUGGACAUCUUCAGGUAUUUCGGCUGGUAUUGAUAUGAUGUACGCCUUUGUCGGUGACCAGUAUGGCGCUGAUACUGCGAGUAAAUUGGCUUUCGCGUCUGAGUAUGUGCGUAACACAGACCCGGAUAUGGAUCCGUUUGCUGGGGAUGGGACGAAUGGCGUGAAGAAGGCUUGAUUCAUCGAUGUUUGAUUGUUGAAAAGUGAAACUUGGAGAAUGUUUCUUAAGUCUGGAUGUGUUGAGAAUCACGAGGUCAGGGAGAAUAGAUAGAUGGGUGAAAGGGUGAAGAGAUCGGGUUGGGGCGGUAUGAUACCACGAUAGAAGUUAAUCGAUAUCAUUCAUUUUUAAUUACAAUUGAA
Messenger RNA from Hypoxylon trugodes, 1544 nucleotides. RefSeq names its product class I glutamine amidotransferase-like protein. Lineage: Eukaryota; Fungi; Ascomycota; Sordariomycetes; Xylariales; Hypoxylaceae. The record is from RefSeq and is a predicted model, not a curated record. Bases 640 to 1362 code for a protein of 240 amino acids. The transcript is spliced from 2 exons.